GGAUUAUAUAAGUUCUGAUUCAUGAUUGGAGAUGUCAGAACACAUGAUACGCGUUUGUUUCAACUCCACUGUAUCAAAAACAGAGGAACCCAAUUCUCUUUUGCUUUCACCUCAUUUCUCUACCUUAACUUGGCUCUCAGAAACAAACAUAUUCCAACACCACCAUGGUAAGAGCUCCCUAUUUUGAUAAAAAUGGAACAAAGAAAGGAGCAUGGUGUGAAGAAGAGGACAAGAAGCUUAUUGCCUAUGUUCAGAAUCAUGGCCACCCCAAUUGGCGUCAACUUCCAAAGUUUGCAGGGUUGCAAAGAUGUGGAAAAAGUUGCAGACUUCGAUGGAUGAAUUACCUCAGGCCAAAUCUAAAACGAGGGAACUACACCCCCAAGGAAGAGCAAAUCAUCACUGAUUUGCAUAAAAAGCAUGGAAAUAAAUGGUCUCUGAUUGCUGAAAGUUUACCCGGAAGAACAGACAAUGAGAUAAAGAACUAUUGGCACAGCCACCUAAAGAAGUUCCAAAACAGCAACAAUAACAGCUCUUGUGAUGAAGAUUUGAAGUCCAACGGAUGCAAAGAGUUUGAAAUGGAAAUGAACGAGGGUCAUAGUGUUGAAUCUCACCACAUUUUGGAAAGUUCAGUGUCAAUUACCUCAGAAACUUCCUACACCGACCACAAUUCCCCUUGUCUUUCAUUUUGUUCAAGUCACACAGAAUCAACCAUGAACUUGUGCAAGGAAGAAGAAAGUGUUGCUUCAUGGGAAACAUUGGAUUUAGGGUUUAGUAGCAAUUUCUGGACCGAACCCUUUAUUUCAGAAAACGCACUUGAUGAAGACUAUUUUCACAUUUCCUCUUAUGGGACAGAACCAUUUUACUUAUGGUAGUUGUGAGUCUAGAAUAUGCUUGAAAUUAUUGAAGUGGUCUUGCACAUUUGCUCGUAUGUUCUUGAUUUUGGAGGAAAUUUUGGAAAUAAGAGUUGACUCUUGUUUUCCUAAUUUCCUUAAGGGGAAAAAAGAAAAGAGAUUUGUGUGUCA
This is a messenger RNA of Vigna umbellata (rice bean), 1022 nucleotides long. Its product is annotated as transcription factor MYB14-like. The record is from RefSeq and is a predicted model, not a curated record. NCBI's taxonomy places the organism in Eukaryota, Viridiplantae, Streptophyta, Magnoliopsida, Fabales, Fabaceae.